This is a messenger RNA of Sphaeramia orbicularis (orbiculate cardinalfish), 2032 nucleotides long. It is a transcript of the gene uck2a, whose product is annotated as uridine-cytidine kinase 2a. NCBI's taxonomy places the organism in Eukaryota, Metazoa, Chordata, Actinopteri, Kurtiformes, Apogonidae. The coding region runs from base 65 to 850 and encodes 261 amino acids. The record is from RefSeq and is a predicted model, not a curated record. Gene Ontology annotation, molecular function: kinase activity; ATP binding. The transcript is spliced from 7 exons.
GGUGCACAGAGCGCAGGCACCGCCGAGUGUCAGAGGCCGCAACGCAGAGCUCUGCAGAUGAAGCAUGGCAGGCGACAGCGAGACAAAGCCAGGUGACCAAGCCGAAAAUGAGGGCAAUGAUCGGCAGCCUUUUCUCAUUGGUGUUGCCGGAGGAACAGCCAGCGGCAAGUCAUCGGUUUGCAGUAAGAUCAUGGAGCUGCUGGGUCAGAACGAAAUCGACCACCAUCAGCGGCAAGUGGCCAUCCUCAGCCAGGACAGCUUCUACAAAGUCCUGACUACUGAGCAGAAGGCCAAGGCACUCAAGGGCCAGUUCAACUUUGACCACCCAGAUGCAUUUGACAACGACCUCAUAAUCUCAACACUGUGGGACAUUAAGGAGGGCAAAACAGUACAGAUACCUGUUUACGACUUUGUUACCCAUUCCAGGAAGGAGGAGACAGUGACGGUGUACCCUGCUGAUGUGGUGCUGUUUGAGGGCAUCCUGAUGUUCUAUUCUCAGCAGAUCCGAGACCUUUUCCAAAUGAAGUUGUUUGUGGAUACAGACGCAGACACACGGCUAUCCCGCAGAGUGCUGCGUGAUAUCAGCGAACGUGGUCGAGAUCUGGAAAGCGUUCUAGCACAAUACAUUACUUUUGUGAAGCCUGCGUUUGAGGAGUUCUGUCUACCAACGAAGAAAUAUGCUGAUGUGAUCAUACCAAGAGGAGCUGAUAACCUUGUUGCCAUAAACCUCAUAGUGCAACACAUCCAGGAUAUACUAAACGGGGGUUUAACCAAACGGCUGACUGGGUGGUUUAACGGUUAUGGAGCAACAAAGAAGCCCAACAUGGAGUCGAGCAGUCGGCCUCACUGAACCCACCACCCCCUGGAAGACCAGGAGGUCCACCGUAUAACCCUCAUGCACCGCAUCAUAGCUAACAAGGCAGAAGCAAUGCCAGGAAAUCAGGCCUCAUUUUGAUACUUGUUUUGGACUGAGUGAAUUUACAACAAGGAGGGAAAACCAUUCCUACACAGCGGAGUCAAUGUAGGCACAUACAGUGAAGUAUUUGUUUUGGUUUUUUUGUAUCUUGUAUGUGGUUUGUUGAAACUGACAAAGGGCAAGAGAUUAAGGGCCUUCCCUGGAAUUUAAUUUAUAACUGCUGCUUGCCUUUAUCACAACACUGGGAUUGAAGCAAAAGAUGCAGUUUCAGUGUCUAAAAAGAUUUACAACCACUUGAAAGCCUUUAACUAUCCAAUAAAUGCAGUGUAGCAACAUGCUAUGUAAUGGCAGGGCCUUACUCAAUAAGGUUCAACUUGUGACCUGACUAACACCUUUAUCAAUGCAAUGCAACGUUUUUUCAAGCUCUAUAUGAAGUAUAUUUUGACAUAAGUUUUGAAAAGAUGUAAUGUGGGUUGUGAUUUCUGGUAUAGUGCAUUUGUGUCUUGGCACCAAUUGCUUUGUCUGUGUGAAUCUAAAUUAGUUAAUAAUUAAUUGAAACAACCAGCUCCCACCUCAGAUCAUUGAUGUGUGACAUCGCCAAAGAAAAUGUUCUGUACUGUCCUUAAUAUACUGUAAUUUAAUCAAGAUGAUGUGUGACCUGGUAAGAUACAGAAGAAAUCAUUAUGCUGUUAUGGAGUUACCACAAGUAUUAUUUUUCCUCUGAUUCGCUGAAACUUGAAAUCCUCAGAUGCACAUGUAUGCAAGUUUCAUUUAAAAGAAUUGAACCACAACAAAUUCUGUUACUAAAUGCAUUGAGCUGAAAGAUGUCAUAAAGUACACAAUACCUGACAUAAAUGUGCUCUGUAAAUGUCUUUAUGCAGUUCCUGUAGACAUCGUUUUGUUACUAUAAAGUUCUCAGGUACUCUCCUGGUUUGCUUGACUCAACACGUUACUUCCACAGUCUUGCAUUUACUGACGUAAAAAAAAAAAAUACACCUCAUCAUGACCUACUGUCACUGUGGUUUGGUUCAGGUUGAUAUGGGUUGUGUUGUUUACUUGUGUUAUAUGGUCAUGUAUUUGUUCUUUUAUCAGUAAAAUUGCAAUGUUGAAUUUCAA